GUUAUGUUAAACUAAUGUUCUUACGGUGUUGCUGAAAUAUCCACAACAACAUUUUUAAAAAAAAUGACAGCUAACUUCAAGUAAUAAUAUUUAAAAAACCUUAGAUUAACAUCCCACUAACAUUCCAGAAAAAAAGGUGAUGUAUAACGUUUUUAAACUAACCUUUUGAGAACAUUAUUAAAGACCAGAUAACUUUGAACAAAUAAUCUGACAUUACUGGAAGAAAAGUUAUGUAUAACCUUGAGAAAAAUGAAUAACCUUGCUACAAAGUUAGUCAAAGUUAUACUGCAAACUAUAGUUGUACUCAAUUUGGCUGCAGAUAUACUUCUUUGUACUGCAGUUCAGUUGUAGUUAUUUUUAGUGAGGACUACAUUAUGAACUAAUUUACUAAUGCAGAUUUAACUCGUUGACUACACUAUUUGCAUUGUAAUACGGUGAUAACUGCAACCAAACAUUUUUGCCGCGCGUUUGUUUCACGCAGUGACUUUUAUUUCGAUCUAGCGACAUGACGUUAUAAAGCUGCGCCGCGCUCCCUGCAUCUGUUGUGAUUAGGCUGAAAAAAGAAAAGCUCCUGGUGAAGGAACGGAGAUCCAUGUGACACUAUUAUAAAGAUGGCGUUUAUUAAAGAGGAGAGUGAAGAAAUGAAGAUUGAAGAAACAUUCAGAGUGAAACAAGAAGAUACUGAAGAACAAACAGACUUGAUGGCACUGAAAGAGGAGAGUCAAGAACUGAAUGACAUGAAGGGGAAAAAUCAGUAUGAAAAUCAUCAUGAUUUCAUGACUGGAGAAAAAUCCACAGAGACUCAAAAGACAUCUCCAAGAAACAGACGUCGGAACAAGUCUAACAUGAGUUUCACCUGCCAUCACUGUGGAAAGAGUUUCAGUCAUCACGGAAACCUUAAAGUCCACAUGAGAGUUCACACUGGAGAGAAGCCUUUCUCCUGCCAACAGUGUGGAAAGAGUUUCACCCAAAAACAAAACCUUAAUACCCACAUGAAGCUGCAUACUGGAGAGAGCUCUUUCACCUGCCAACAGUGUGGAAAGAGUUUCACUCAAAAAGGAAACCUUACAGUCCAUUUGAGAAUUCACACCGGAGAGAAGCCUUACACAUGCAAACAGUGUGGAAAGAGUUAUACAUAUAAAAACUACUUUAAUUCCCAUGUGAAAAGUCACACUGUAGAGAAGCCUUUCACAUGUGAUCAGUGUGGAAGGGGUUUCACACGUAAAAUAUCUUUUAAUUACCACAUGAGGAUUCAUUCAAGAGAGAACUGUUUUAUAUGUCAUCACUGUGGAAAGAGUUUCACCUAUAAAAUAAGCCUCAAGACUCACAUGAGAGUUCACACUGGAGAAAAUCCUUAUACAUGCACUCAGUGCGGAAGGAGUUUCACAUAUAAAGCAUCCCUUGACUCCCACAUGAGAAGCCAUACUGGAGAAAGGCCUUACGCUUGCAAACUGUGUGGGAAACGCUUCCCACAAAAAGGAAACCUUCAGACUCACAUGCGAAUUCACACUGGAGAGAAGCCUUACACGUGUCUUCAAUGUGAAAAGAGUUUCAGAUAUCAAAGAGACUUGAAGCAUCAUUUGGAACAGACUCAUUGUGGAAAAAAAUUGCAGUGUUCUGUGUGUAAUAAGAAGUUUAACAAAAUUACCAAUUUUAAAAAUCACCUGCGCAUUCACUCUGGAGGAAGACGAUUGAAUUGUGAUCGGUGUAAUAAAAAAUUUAUUUUGCCGUCACACUUAAAGAUACACAUGAAAAGCCAUGCAAAUGUGAGAACUUACUUGUGUUCUUUGUGUGGAAAGGGUUUUAAAUGGCUUGGAAAUUUAAAAUGGCACCAGAAAAUAUGUCUCUGUGUGAAGUCAAGGCUGCAUCCACACCGUAGCUAAAUGUGGACCAAAUCUGAUUGUAAACCUUUAAGACACUAUUAUCCACAUCCUUCAUCUUAAGUUUUUAUUUUCUUUUGUCAAGUACAUAUGAAUUCCUGUGGCCCCACAUGACCUUCUCCUUUGCUAUAGUUUCAAAUAUUGAGUGGUUGUGGGAGACCUUCUAAUUUCGAUUGUAUGGAGGCGUUGUUGCAUUCCAAAUAUUGAUAUCUCUGAAUCAGUAUAUUAGCUAAACUGUGAAAUGCCACAAUGAGAAUGAAAGUUUAUAAAUAAAAGGACAUAAAUUGAAUUAAAUAGUUAUAAUCGCACUGCAUUAUUUGAUUCCUAUUGAGAAUACACAAGUAAACAUGUUGUCAUGUAGGGUUUUUACGAUUUUCACAUUUGGACAAAAUAAUUAACGGUAUUCUGAUAUCUAAAGAAACCUUGAAAAAACCCCAGUGUUAUCAGUCAAAUUCAUCUUUACUUUGGCUAAAAAACAAAAAAGCAAAACACAAACAAUGAAUCACACCAUUGCAUACAACAAUUGAUACUGGCUUUUUUGACAUUGCCUAAGAAAUAACCAGGAGAGAGAAAAUACUGUAAAGUUCAACAGUAUCAUAAAUAAGUUAAAUAUGUUAACUUGUGACCCCAUUUGGAACCUAAAUCCAAUAAAUGGCUUGUGAUGGGUGAUUUUGAAACACUGCUUUAUGAAGUUUCAAAGCUUUAUGAAUCUUUUGUUUCGAAUCAGUGGUUCAGUUGGCAUGUAUCAAACUGACAAAGUCAAGUAAUUUCAGUAAACUUUAUUAUGUCAUAACCGUUUCGAAAUGUUUAAAUUUCAAUGGUUCACCUCUGGGGGGCGAUGAUCUCCGUGAACCCAUGAAUCAAGUGUCUAUAGGUUUUACCUGAUCAGUUUUAUAUAUUUGUAGACGUUUGAAAUAGACAAUAGGUCUAUAAAUAAAGAUACGUACAUUUUAGGAGGAUGUAUUGACAGAAAUGCAAUAUAAUAUACAUAAUUAUGUUUACAGUGGUGUAUAAAGACCUUGCAUAAUGAACCGUUAUGUUUUUAUUACCUUAGAAUGAGCCAUUUCUAUCUACAUACACCGCGGGUCCCCUUACAUGUUAAAUCGCCAUUUUGCGCCGGCAUGUGUCUGCUGUAGCCCUAAAUGGACAAACUGCUCUACAGAGUGUGUUUGAUUGACUAGCUACUCUCUGCUGUCUCAGACGACGACAUAAGAGUAUCAGAGAGCACACCCAGGUUCCUAACUGAUGACGAAGACUUGACAGAACAUCCAUCAAGUGUUAGACAGUAUUCUAGGUUAUUACGUACAGAGGUUUUUGGUCUGUUUUUUCUGAAUUUAGUAGUAGGAAAUUACUAGUCAUCCAUUUUUUUAUAUCAGCUAUCUCCCAAGGGUAGCAUGUACAGAGUAAAAAGCUACGGUCCUAGUACUGAGCCUUGCGGUACUCCACACUAAACUUGUGAUCGGUAUGACAUCAGUUUGUAGCAGUAAACAGAGAUAACAGUCAGAUAUGUAUGAUUUGAACCAUGCCAAUGCAGAUCCACUAAUGCCAACAUAGUCAUCACAGCUGGAGUCAUUAUUUAUAUGAAGGCUUCAAGCAAAAAAAAAAAACCUUGAUGUACACUUUCGUUUAAAUAUCAGCUCAUUAAACCUUUGCUGAGCAGAAAAAAGAAUGCACCAUACUUGCAUAUUGUGACUGUCUGCACAUUUAAGUCAUGCUCUGCCAAAUACACCUUCAAACUAAAAACAAACUAUUCAGAGAUUUGACUGAAGUGAAAAUCUGGGUCACCCAGUGUUAUGUCCACCUGGCUCAAGGUGAAGCAACAUAAGAAAAGGGGAGGCCACACAUGGAACUCAAUUUAACAAAUAAACAUUUAAUAGAAAAUAAGUCAAAGUAAUAAUACUACAACUCAAG
This is a messenger RNA of Megalobrama amblycephala (Wuchang bream), 3791 nucleotides long. Its product is annotated as gastrula zinc finger protein XlCGF52.1-like. The transcript has 3 exons. The record is from RefSeq and is a predicted model, not a curated record. Bases 612 to 1883 code for a protein of 423 amino acids. Lineage: Eukaryota; Metazoa; Chordata; Actinopteri; Cypriniformes; Xenocyprididae.